UUCUCCGAAGAUGAAAUUCUGGAAGAUUCUUAGAAGAUUGCUUGACGAGAUAUUCCCGGAUUGGCAGGACGAGUUCAUAUCUUACAAAGAUUUGAAGCAGCAGCUGAAAUUGAUCUACCCGGUCGAAAAUCUCGUGGAUGAUGAUGAUAAUAUCGAGAGAUCUACUAAACGCCCCAGAUUGCGAGAUGAUAAUCAAAGGGAUGAAUCGAAGGAGGUGACGCAGGAGAUGAAAUUUUUUGUGAAGCUUUUGGAGAGGGAGAUUAAGAAAUUUAAUUGCUUUUUCAUGGAUAAAGAGGAAGAGUACGUUAUCAGAUUUAAGAUGCUGAAAGAAGACGUGGCCGAGGCAAAGGAUUCGAGAGAAGAGCUUAUGAAAGUCGGAAGAAAGCUCGUCGAUUUUCACGGAGAAAUGAUUUUGUUGGAAAAUUACAGUGCUCUUAAUUACACAGGAUUGCUUAAGAUUUUGAAGAAGUAUGACAAGAAAAGUGGUGAUCUGAUUCGACUGCCUUUCAUCCGGAAGGUUCUACACGAGCCCUUCUUCAGGACGGAGCUAGUAAAUAAGCUAGCAAAGGAGUGUGAGAUAAUGAUCUACCGCAUUUUCUCGCGGAACGAGAAAUUGGGCCCACCGGAAUAUCCGGACGAGGCGGCGGCUGAGGAAGAGACGGAAAAACUCGAAGUUCCGGAAGAACUCGAGGAAAUUAAAUGCAUGGAGAAUAUGUAUUUGAGGCUUACUAUAUCAGCCUUAAGGACCCUAAAAGAAAUCAGAAGUGGAAGCUCCACACUUGACAUUUUCUCUUUACCUCCAAUCAACCAAUAAUCAAUAAUGUAAAAUCCCAUUGUAAAGCAAUAAUAAUCAAUAAUGUAAUUUUGUGUUGAUGUAUUAGUUUUUUCCACUUA
Molecule: messenger RNA, 894 nt
Organism: Erythranthe guttata (spotted monkey flower)
Lineage: Eukaryota; Viridiplantae; Streptophyta; Magnoliopsida; Lamiales; Phrymaceae
Product: SPX domain-containing protein 1
Biological process (GO): cellular response to phosphate starvation
Source: RefSeq, a predicted model, not a curated record